Gamsiella multidivaricata is the source of this 1710-nucleotide messenger RNA. Its product is annotated as mid region of cactin-domain-containing protein. The coding region runs from base 1 to 1710 and encodes 569 amino acids. Gene Ontology annotation, molecular function: protein binding. The record is from RefSeq and is a predicted model, not a curated record. NCBI's taxonomy places the organism in Eukaryota, Fungi, Mortierellomycota, Mortierellomycetes, Mortierellales, Mortierellaceae. Gene Ontology annotation, cellular component: spliceosomal complex; cytoplasm. Gene Ontology annotation, biological process: mRNA cis splicing, via spliceosome. The transcript is spliced from 5 exons.
AUGACUAAUUACUCAAAUUCCGACAACCCUUUCAAUGAUGUGAAUCUGGCUCAGAAAUUCACAUGGGCAAAGAAGCGUGAGGUCGAGAAAAAGAAGGGAAUUAGUGCAGCAGAGUCGGCAAGGAGGGACAUUGCGAGGAGAGAGGAAGCUAGAAUCGAAUUGGAGAAGCUGACAAAGAAGAGAGCUGAGCGUGAGCGUGAGAGAGAAGAAAGGGAGGAGGAAUUAGUCAGGAUUCAACGUGCUUCGGAGCAGGCGCAGCUCGGCGAUUGGCAGGCCCAGGAGGAAGAGUUCUACUUGAAGCAGGCUAAGAGACGUGCAGAAAUUAGGAUCAAGAGCAACAGAGCAAAGCCGAUCGACAUUCUUGCCAUGAACAUCAAGCUGAUUGCCGAGGAUACAGAGGAAAAUGAAGAGGACGAGGAAGAAGACGAUAUCGGUCUUGAGAUCGAUGUCGAGGAGCCAUACACGAUUUUUGAUAAUUUGAGCCUGGAAGAGGUUCAAGAGUUACUCCACGACAUCAAGUUUUACCUCAGUCUCGACAAGGCCGAUCAGACCACAGAUUUCUGGAGGGCAAUGUUGAUCGUCUGCGAGGACAAGCUGAGUGAAUUGGAUUCAUCGCGUGCAGAACAGAGUGUUGUUGCGCCCCAUAUUGCUCAGGACAUUGCUAACAAAUUGGCCGGCAAGUCACAUGAAGAGCUCACGUUACUCCAGGGCCAAAUCCAACGGAAGCUGGCAGGUGGCGGCGCAAUCGAUGUCGAUUAUUGGGAGGCGCUUUUGAAAACUUUGAUCGUCUGGAAAGCAAAGGCCAAACUGAACAUGAUUCAUCAACUUAUUCUCCAAAAGCGCUUGGAGCAACUGAAGAUGCGUCAACUGAAGGAGGCUGAGAAGGAAAAGGCAGAACUGGCAGCGGUCCUGGCGAUGCAGACCUUGGAUGUGGAGGGUGAUGUGAGAGGUCUGAGGGAAAUCAACGAAGACGAUAUAGAAUAUGCACAGGAGGAUGAGGACCUGGGCAUGGACGGAGUCGCCCCAUCGGCCGUUCCUUACGACCGCGCGAUGAGUCCUGAGCCCUUUGAUACUCUCGCCAGAGAAGACCAAAACUUGGCCAUUGUGGAUCAGUGGGAUGAUUGGGCUGAAAUUUUGGAGAAGCGUGGACAGGUUCUCAGCAAGCAAUUCAACCCUAAGAAGAAGAGUCACGACCAGGAUACAGGCGAGCAGCAUCCGGACGACGACUUUGUAUCCAAGAUCCUGUUCGACAAGGAGGCAGCCAAGCAAUUGGCAGGAAACGAAGAAGUGUUUAAUGUCGAGGCCUCAUUACAGCGACAACAGACAUACAUGUGGCAAGACAAGUACCGACCACGCAAGCCUCGCUUCUUCAACCGUGUGCACACAGGAUACGAAUGGAACAAAUACAAUCAAACCCAUUACGACCACGACAACCCGCCACCAAAGGUCGUCCAGGGUUAUAAGUUCAAUUUAUUCUAUCCUGAUCUCAUCGACAAGUCUCAGGCCCCGACAUAUGAGAUUAUCAAGGAGCCCGAUACCAACGAUACCGUACUAAUCAAGUUCAAGGCUGGGCCACCCUAUGAGGAUAUCGCAUUCAGGAUUGUCAACCGUGAAUGGGAGCAUUCGCACAAGAGGGGAUACAAAUCUGUCUUUGAUCGCGGAGUCCUCCAGCUGCACUUCAACUUUAAGCGACAAUUCUAUAGGCGUUAA